AUGAAAGUAGUUUUGUUUUCUAUAAUCACUGCACUAUUUAUUCUUCUCUCGCAUCUUAUAUAUCAAUUUAUUUAUCCUAAUAUGCAACGAUUAAGUGACUCUUUUCUUAUUGAACUUCGUGUUCAUCCUAAAAAAUCUUCACAAGGAAGAAUUAACUCACCUUCUACUCAUGUUCCUGUUCUUGGACAACUUACUGUAGACCGUCUUAUUGAAAGAUUAGAAGAACUAUAUGAAGACGAAGAAGACUCUGAAAUCACUGAUAUAUUAGACCAUGGCCUUUCAGUUUCUUUCUUUGAAGAUAUCCCAACAAAUUGUAAUAAAAUUAUAUCAUCUCCUGAACGAUGUGAAAAUCCUUCUUUACUAAAAUUGUGUUUUAUAUAA
Molecule: messenger RNA, 381 nt
Organism: Entamoeba dispar SAW760
Lineage: Eukaryota; Evosea; Mastigamoebida; Endamoebidae
Exons: 1
Coding region: 1-381 (126 amino acids)
Source: RefSeq, a predicted model, not a curated record